UCAGAGGGAGCGGAGACGGAGCAGGACGCACCGAGUCAGCGUCUGGAGGGAAAUUAGAGAAACUUAUCGAUUAAAAAACAACAAGAACAACGAAAAACAGCGACGUUCUGGUUGGAAAAAACUCCGCAGCAGUGUUUUUCUGCACGGACAUACAAUGAAAGGGUUACCUGGCGGCUGCUCGGAUCUGGAGUCUCUUUUUGCGCCGCUGCGACUUUGACACUUUGAGAGUCUCUAUGAGUUUUCUCUUUGGAGGAGUUUCAGGCAAUCAGAACUUGAGUUGGACAUUCAGGGAAGCAGUCAGGGAGUAAAACUAAAGCACCGAACCCACUGGAAGCAGGACACUUGAGCACUACCACCACCAUGGAUGAGGAACAGUGCUACUACAAUGAGACCAUCGCCUUCUUCUACAACCGCAGCGGCAAAUACCUGGCGACUGACUGGAACACUGUCAGCAGGCUGGUGAUGGGCCUCGGCAUCACCGUGUGCAUCUUCAUCAUGCUGGCCAACCUUCUGGUGAUGAUCGCCAUCUACGUCAACAGGAGGUUCCACUUCCCCAUCUACUACCUGAUGGCCAACCUGGCAGCUGCUGACUUCUUCGCUGGCUUGGCCUACUUCUACUUGAUGUUCAACACGGGUCCGAACACCCGGCGUCUGACUGUUUCUACGUGGCUGCUGCGUCAGGGUCUAAUCGACACCAGCCUAACGGCGUCCGUGGCCAACCUGCUCGCCAUCGCCAUCGAGCGCCACAUCACCGUGUUCCGCAUGCAGCUCCACACCCGUAUGAGCAACCGGCGCGUGGUGGUGGUGAUAGUCAUCAUCUGGACCAUGUCCAUCGUCAUGGGGGCCAUCCCCAGCGUGGGCUGGAACUGCAUCUGCAGCAUUAGAUCCUGCUCCAACAUGGCCCCGCUGUACAGCAACUCCUACUUGGUCUUCUGGGCGGUCUUUAACCUGGUGACUUUUGUUGUCAUGGUGACGCUGUACGCCCACAUCUUUGUGUAUGUGAGGCAGAGGACCAUGAGGAUGUCCAGGCACAGCUCUGGACCAAGACGAAACCGAGAUACCAUGAUGUCUUUGCUGAAGACUGUGGUGAUUGUGUUGGGUGCAUUCAUCAUCUGCUGGACCCCCGGCCUGGUCAUCCUCCUCCUCGACGUCUUCUGCGCCCACUGCAACGUCCUCACCUACGAGAAGUUCUUCCUGCUUCUCGCUGAGUUCAACUCGGCCAUGAACCCCAUCAUCUACUCCUACCGCGACAAGGAGAUGAGCGCCACCUUCAGGCAGAUCCUGUGCUGCCAGCGUCAGGAGAACGUCAACGGGACGGCGGCGGAGGGAUCCGACCGCUCAGCGUCUUCCAUCAACCACACGGUGCUGAGCGGCAGCGGCAUGCACCACCACCACCACCACCACAACGAACACUCGGUGGUGUAGAUGGACACAGGUGGAGGUCCUGGAGAUGAAUCCAUCUUCCUGAAGAGGUUGUUCUCUGAAGGAGACUAGGAGAAGGUGAAUGGAGGUUUGUAAGAAUCAGAGGGACAUCAUUCGGAUUAAAUUUGAGGAUGGAGGUAUUAGAUGGAGCUGAAGAUGAACAGGAUCAAUGAAGAUCAAGAAAGAUGGAAAGACUUGAUCUGUCUGGCAACCAGUAGAGGAGUCUGAUCUUCCAGGAAUCUGAUAGGCUGUUAGUAUUUCUGUUUAGUUGUUUAUUAUUUUCUAUUUGUGUUAAAUGUGUUGCUACGGGCGACGAUGACAUGAACUAUUUAAAAGUAAUCUGUGAAACGAAGGUGAUGCCAGUAUAACCCUCGUCUUUCUCCAGGCUUCUCUAACCUUCUGACCUGUAGAUCCCAUCAGAUGUCCUCAUGCUAGUGUCCUCUGGACAGACAGCAGGACGCUACUGUCCACAUUUCAUUCAGUUAUUUAAGUCUGAUCCCAGAUUUAGAACACUAUAGCUUCCUCUUCACUUACAUUUAGUGGAAAAGACUUCAAAUCUGUGGAUAUUCAAAAAAAAAAUGAUAAAAAUGUGUGACUGAAUAUUAUUUCCUGUAGCUUUAAGUUUUAAAAUGAGCCUUUUGGAGGCCUUAUUGGAUGAAGUUCCAGAGUUUUAUAUCCUCAAAAGGUUUCAUCCAAAGUGAAAAAUCCAUUAAUUAUCCAACCAAUGCUUCUAAAUAUAGAAAUAUCUGCAUUUGCUCUGCAAACUACCAAAAACCUCCAGUACUGUUCUACCAUUCUACAUUUAACACAGUGUUUAAGAAGCCCUUAAUUACCAGUGACCGUCCAGACGAGAACUUUACUCUACUGACUAUCUUCACUGAUUAAAAGGCUUUGGUGAAUCCCCUCCAAUGGUUUCUUGCUUUCAUCCAACUUAAAUAUUCGAAGGGUCCAAGAUUAGCAAUAAGCCCUGAGUUGUUUGUUCCCUCUGAGGAGUUAAAGACGAGUAGUUUCAGGAUCCAAACAGAAGUAGGAUCGGGCUGAAGGUCAGAUCUAAGGAGAGUUCAUGGAUUUACUCUCGCUGUGUCCAGAGGAGGUGAAUGUGAAAUUAGAACCAGUGUUAAUAUUUAGUUGUCUUCUGGGACUUUGACAUUAAAACUACACAUCUGACAAGAAAACAAGAAGAGGAAUAUUCUCCAGAAAGGUGGUGGCUCCUCUAGAUCAACUAUUCCAUCUUCUCAGUCUGAACAUGAAGAUAAAAUGGAUCUUGAUGAAUGCCAUGAAGGAUUUCUCAACAAAAUCCUCCAGUAUGUCUUCUAGCAGCUGUCCAGAGCUGACCUGGGGACAGUUAUGUGUAACUACAGUAUGCCUCUGGGUCAGUUUAAUCAAAAGAAGAACUAGAAUGAGUCGUUUGAACUUUAUUACAGUUUAGUAAUAAUCAGACGUCUAGAUGACCAUGGUGACAACUAGAUCAGGAGCUACGGAGGCCUGGCAGUGCUUUAGCAUGCUGCUAGCAUGGCUCAUCCCACAACAUAACCUUACCCAACAGCAUGUUGUGCAAAAAUGAUGUCAGAGUUCAUCCAAAGCAGCACUCAGAUGUACUUUAAGAGAGAAACUACGUCCAUUUCAGAAGAUGCUGAGUUUCUCUUCUUUCAGGGAGCCGUAAACUAAAGCAGCACAACCUUAAAUGUGGCUUUUAAACACUCCAGGGUGUCUGCAUCCUUCUAUAUGUCAGACAUUAACUGACAUGGACACAGUUUGUUGUUACAGUGUUAUUGGUGAUAUGAAGUACUACAGAUGUCCACUGAGAAUAUGUUUUAAUAAUGAUGUUUACCGCGACAUAGCAGGAAGUAUUUCUGAUAGUUCUUAUUCACUGACGUAUUAUAGUAUACGCCGAUGAUACUACGCUCUCAGUUGGGUGAUUUCGUGAGAUGUGAUCCAGAACCAAGCUGAUCCGAUGUUGAAUGGUGUCACAUGUUUGCCUUCUGCCAUUAACCAGAGAUGUUUUGGUGCCAGCUGAGCAUCAGCGUGGUGAUGCGAUGAUGUACAUCCUUAAAAACUGUCAGCUGAAUGUUUUGUCAUGACUCGAAUCAAAACACUUUUUGGCCAAAAUACAUAUUCCUGGUUCCAAGCAGCUGACAGCCACCAGAAACACAGCCAGAUAUUGUUCAGGAAGCCAGAUGUUUGUCAGGAGUUUAAGCUGCAGUAUGAACAUGAAGUCAGCUGUUAUUUCCAAUGUUUUAUCCAGUUUAUAAAGCAACACGAGUUGUUUUAUCCAGAAGAAGAUCACAGCGCCUCCUCCACACCAAUCACUCUGCUUUACUCUGUUUUCUGAAGAACUGUGGUCGAGGCUAACUAAUAGACCACUGAUUUAUUUACUGUUUUGGUGCUUUUUAAAAACUUUACAUUGUAAAAACAAACAAAAAAAAACCCCAGAGAAAAUCUAAAAUUUUAAAGAAAGAAUCUGCCUUAAAAUUCUUCAUCUGAUAACAGGAUCUCAGAGUGUCAUCACCAACUCCGGCCUCCUUAUUAGACCAUAUCUUUAUGAAGUAUUGAUUCAGGUUAUUAUAGCAAACAAACUGAAUAUUUCUGCCUUUGUGUGUCUCUGUUUACCAGUGUGUCCCUCUUUGUAUUCUGUUGUAAGUACCUGUGUACAGUCUGUAUAUAUAAAAUAUAUUAUUCAAGUUAAUCACCAAAGGGAUUUUAACUGUUAUACUCUGUCCAGAUGUACUGUAGGAUUGUGUUUAUGGUUGUUUUUUUUAAUUAAUGUCAUUUGUAUUGUGACCCUAAUUAAUGAAUUACCUGUAGACACUAUUACACCUAUUAACACACAUGUGAGCUGAACUAAAUCUGUGUGAGUGCAGUGCCUUCCAGUAACUUAACACCAGACUGAACAGCAGCUUUCGCUGUUUUUAUUUUCAAGUUUGAAGCUUGUUUCCCCACCAAGAGUACUCUAAAAAACAAUGCUGCACCUCAACAACAGAACACAAAACACAACAAUUUGUGUUAAUUCUGUUAGUGUUCAGAUAACUUCUAAAGAAAUUACGUUCAAACAGUUUGUGCAAUUAUUUUUUUCCUCUAGAAUCAGUAACUUUUAAUUAGAAUGUAUUUAUUUAUUGGUUGCAGAAACACGGUGAUUAUUCAUGACAAUUACGUCAUUCCAAAUAGUAAUUUAUAGUGUUAUGAACUUAAUUACUAAAACUAUGAAUGCUAGUGACAAACAUUUUAAAAAUCAGGUCACUCCAAUAAGAUUUUCCUCAGUAGUGUUUUAUUUCUUCAUACAAGAAAUGAAUUCACUCAACAUCAGUUUUGUUAAUGUUUAGCAAAUUAUCUUCAUAUAUUUUGUACAACUCUAGAAAGCAAAAACAACAAACACUAAAUCUGAAUUUAAAUUUUAAAUUGAUGCAAUUAUUAUUAGAUCAGCUCUACCUAGCUGAAGUGUAAAAACAUUUAUCUAAAUCAAUAAAUUAGAGGGUUUUUUUUAUCUUGCAUUCAUGCAUUUAAGCAGUAAAUUGGUUCUCUGAGUGACUUUUUAGAGUUUAUCCAUCACUGCAGCACUAUUUAAACCACCAGAGAUCAGCAGAAACUCCAUUUCAGACAGUGUUGAGUUGCUUUUUGAGCUUGUGUGUCACUAACUCAGUUGUCUUCUAACUGCGUUAAAGCAGAACAAACAUCAGUGUUAGAUAUCUCACCACUAAACACCAUCAACCUUCGCUUUCUGUAAAUCCAGAACUGUCCUGUUUCCCACAGAUGACAGAGGCCAUUUUUAUCACGAUAUCUCCUCAGAUUAGAACAUCCUGGCCGCCCUGAUCACCUCUUAUUUAGUCUCAACGGUGCUCCAGUGUUUAAUGUGGCCUUCAGCUGCAGUUCAGGACUGAUUUAACCUAAAGCUGUGGGACUACAUCUGCACUGUUGGGUUUAAGACUGACUGUUGUUUUUCCAAAGUGAAGCUUUAAAAUGUUUUUUUUUAAAUGGAAAACCACAGAUUUAUCGAACCUUAUACCAGUAGUUUUUAGAAAAUGGCACAGAAAUAAAUGUGAUUCCAAACUAUCUAUCCUUUAGAGGCCGAUAUCAAUGGAUGUCCAGCCAGAGUCAGCGCUGAUAUUCCAGCAACAAUAAAAAAAACAUCAGAAAAGUCUGAAA
Molecule: messenger RNA, 5562 nt
Organism: Amphiprion ocellaris (clown anemonefish)
Lineage: Eukaryota; Metazoa; Chordata; Actinopteri; Pomacentridae
Gene: lpar1
Product: lysophosphatidic acid receptor 1
Exons: 3
Coding region: 361-1425 (354 amino acids)
Biological process (GO): phospholipase C-activating G protein-coupled receptor signaling pathway; neurogenesis
Cellular component (GO): membrane
Molecular function (GO): lysophosphatidic acid receptor activity
Source: RefSeq, a predicted model, not a curated record